This is a messenger RNA of Fulmarus glacialis (Northern fulmar), 2062 nucleotides long. RefSeq names its product gamma-aminobutyric acid receptor subunit beta-3. Gene Ontology annotation, cellular component: membrane; GABA-A receptor complex; neuron projection. The coding region runs from base 10 to 1230 and encodes 406 amino acids. Gene Ontology annotation, biological process: signal transduction; nervous system process; chemical synaptic transmission. Gene Ontology annotation, molecular function: neurotransmitter receptor activity; extracellular ligand-gated monoatomic ion channel activity; GABA-A receptor activity. The transcript is spliced from 7 exons. The record is from RefSeq and is a predicted model, not a curated record. NCBI's taxonomy places the organism in Eukaryota, Metazoa, Chordata, Aves, Procellariiformes, Procellariidae.
ACUUUGACUAUGUAUUUUCAACAGUACUGGAGAGAUAAGAGAUUGGCUUACGCUGGCAUACCUCUCAACCUCACGCUUGAUAAUCGAGUGGCAGAUCAACUCUGGGUGCCUGACACUUACUUCUUAAAUGACAAGAAAUCAUUUGUGCAUGGUGUUACCGUGAAGAAUCGAAUGAUUCGCCUUCACCCGGAUGGAACGGUGCUUUACGGCCUCAGAAUCACAACCACUGCAGCUUGUAUGAUGGACUUGAGAAGAUAUCCAUUAGAUGAACAAAACUGUACUCUGGAAAUAGAAAGCUAUGGCUACACAACCGAUGACAUAGAGUUCUACUGGAGAGGUGGAGAUAACGCGGUCACUGGCGUGGAGAGGAUUGAGCUUCCUCAGUUCUCCAUCGUGGAAUAUAGACUGGUGUCAAAGAAUGUUGUCUUUGCCACAGGUGCCUAUCCAAGACUCUCGCUGAGCUUCAGGUUGAAGAGAAAUAUUGGAUACUUUAUUCUUCAAACCUACAUGCCCUCCAUACUGAUUACCAUUUUAUCAUGGGUGUCAUUCUGGAUCAAUUAUGAUGCAUCCGCAGCAAGAGUUGCCCUUGGAAUUACAACUGUGCUGACUAUGACAACAAUCAACACUCAUCUGCGAGAGACUUUGCCUAAAAUUCCGUAUGUUAAAGCCAUUGACAUGUAUCUUAUGGGCUGUUUUGUAUUUGUCUUCUUGGCCUUACUUGAAUACGCCUUUGUCAACUACAUUUUCUUCGGAAAAGGCCCUCAAAGGCAGAAGAAACUUGCAGAAAAAACAGCAAAGGCAAACAACGAUCGCUCAAAGUUUGAAGGCAACAGGGUAGGAUCUUUAAUCUCUAUAUACCAGUGUCCUGACAUUACAGAGGUGGACACCCAUGGAAACAUUCUGCUAACAUCACUUGAAAUUCACAACGAGGUGGCAAGCAACGAGGUCACCACCAGCAUUACGGAUGCCCGAAAUUCAACGAUAUCCUUUGACAACUCAGGAAUCCAGUACAGAAAACAAAGCUCACAUCGCGAAAGCCUUGGAAGGCGUUCGUCAGAAAGAACAGGCUCCCACAGCAAGAGGGGCCAUUUACGAAGAAGGUCUUCGCAAUUGAAAAUAAAAAUCCCUGAUCUAACAGAUGUGAAUGCCAUCGAUAGAUGGUCAAGAAUGGUGUUUCCAUUCACAUUUUCUCUUUUCAACUUAAUUUACUGGCUAUACUAUGUUAACUGAGUGACUGAACUUUUUUAAAGGACUUCAAUUAUAACAAGUGAAGUACUACUUGCCUGCAGAGUUUAUAUAUAUAUUUAUACUUAUAAAUAUAUAUAUAUAUGAACUUUUACUAUGUAGACCAUACUCAUGUAUGUGUGAAUACAUAUAGCAAAGAAUUGUGUGUAUAUAAAAGCACACACUGCAAAGCAAAAGUGUAUGUAUGCACACACACAUGUACACAUUCGUUCUGAGGUUAUGGACACUUUAACAUAGAAUGCAUUUCAGAGGAACUUUUUAAAUCAAAAGGCAGGUGUCGUCAAAACAACAAGCCUUGAGAAAGUAAGUGUUGUAUAUUAUCACUGCAAAACUUGGAUUGUCAUAGGAAUUUUCGAACAGCUGUAAUCGUGUAUAAAGUCAGUAUUUAGUAACAUUGUUUGUAAAUGCUGCCAUACACACUAAUCAUAAAGUGGUAGAGUUACACUGGUAAGUUUAAAGUAAGUCAUUUAUAUUGCAGAUCCAUCAACUACGAUUUCAUCAAGCCAAAUUUACUUUUCUGUGCUAAAAUUCCUUGGGUUUAUAUAUGUCAUAAUAUAUGUUAUAUAUGUUAUGACAUAUAUAAACCCAGUCCUGAAUGGGCAUCGUUUUUAAUGAUCUCUUGCUUUCUCUUCUGCAGUGAGCAAGCUGAUCAUGGGAGCGUUGCUCUAGGUCUUUGGAGACAUAUACAUGUUCAUAAUAUUUCAAACAAGCAUUUUAAGUGUCCAUCAACAGUGAAACGAAUCUUUUGUAAGUACUGUAAUUGUACAGCACAUUUUCCUUCCCUUGGACUGGUUCCAGCUGCCAUGUCAUUUUGAAA